AUGAUUUCGCUAUCAAGAGCUCUACCCUUGGUGGCCUCGCGCGCUUUGGUUCGCCACAAGCACGGCAGAACUUCCCGUCUGACGACUUUCAACUACCUCAAGCGACUCCCGCAACCUAGCGACAAGUGCAUCGCAACGUACGUUUGGAUUGAUGGAACCGGCGAGAAUUUGAGGAACAAAGCCCGAACCCUGAACUUCAUUCCCAGUCGUCUUGACCAGCUCCCCGAAUGGAACUACGACGGAUCUUCGACCUAUCAAGCCCGCGGCGGGAACUCGGACACUUUCAUGCGACCUAUCGCCAUGUACGAAGACCCGUUCCUCCAGAAAGGUCAAAACAAACUCGUACUCUGCGACACUUACCUCCCGGAUGGAUCUCCCACUCCAAGCAACCGCAGGAAGAGCUGCGCCGAAGCCAUGGAAAAAGUUAGCGACCAAGAUCCAUGGUUCGGCAUCGAACAGGAAUAUACGUUCCUUGAUCUGCAUGGUCGGCCCUACGGAUGGCCGGAAGGGGGCUACCCCGCUCCUCAAGGUCCGUAUUACUGCGGUGUCGGAUAUGGGAGGGUCACCGGUCGAGACGUCGUGGACGUGCACUACCGCGCGUGUAUGUUCUCUGGAAUCAGCAUAUCUGGUACGAACGCCGAGGUGAUGCUCUCGCAGUGGGAGUAUCAAAUCACUUCGAAAGGAGUCUCCGCGCCCGAUGAGCUCUGGAUUUCUCGAUAUCUCCUCCAGCGAGUGGCAGAAGACUAUGGAAUCGUGGUUACGUUCGACCCGAAACCCAUGAGCGGAGACUGGAACGGAGCCGGAGGUCACGUCAAUUUCUCGACUGAAGCCAUGCGAGCCGAGGGUGGUAUGGCGGUCAUCAAGGACGCGAUCGAGAGGCUCUCGAAGAGACACAAGACGCACAUCACGAAUUACGAUCCCAAACUCGGUAAGGAUAACGAACGGCGUCUGACAGGAGCUCACGAGACUUCGUCGAUUCACGAGUUUUCGUCCGGUGUUGCUAACCGAGGAUGCUCCAUCCGGAUUCCGCGAGCCUGCGCAGACGCAGGCAAAGGAUAUUUUGAAGAUCGCCGACCAGCAUCCAACAUGGACCCAUACGUUGUCACGGACCUCCUUGUGCGCACCUGUCUUCUGAACGAAACGGACUAAGUGAAUCCUGGGAGCUUCGGAAUCGGGAGGGAGAGAAAACGACUGUGCUCUGGGGAAUGUAGGUUACCGGAGGGAUCGCCAACGAGAUGGGAUAGCGUAUAGAAAUAAUCAGACGGGCUCCGAAGUAGCACGAAGUAUGCUAAUCGCAGCAAGAU
Galendromus occidentalis (western predatory mite) is the source of this 1304-nucleotide messenger RNA. RefSeq names its product glutamine synthetase 2 cytoplasmic-like. The coding region runs from base 1 to 1149 and encodes 382 amino acids. Gene Ontology annotation, molecular function: glutamine synthetase activity. Lineage: Eukaryota; Metazoa; Arthropoda; Arachnida; Mesostigmata; Phytoseiidae. The record is from RefSeq and is a predicted model, not a curated record. Gene Ontology annotation, cellular component: cytoplasm. The transcript has a single exon.